ACUCACACACAGGUGUUAUACUGAAAGACAUGUGCGAUCGGAUGCGUGACUCAAUUGAUGGCCAGAAAUCUAAACACAAAGUCUUUCUCUACUCUACGCACGACUCACUGCUAUCUGUGUUGCUAUCGGCGCUCAACAUCUACAACGGCAUACCUCCGCCAUACGGAUCGACUAUUAUGUUUGAAUUAUACGAAAUUAAUUGCGGUGAUGAUCACAAGACAAGUGAUGGUAAACAACAAUUGUCUCCACAAUCACAACAACCAAUUGGUCACAGACUGGAAGUGCAUUACUUGAAUGUCACCGAAUCGGAGAAGUCAUAUCUCCUGGCCGUCAAUGGCUGCGCGUUUGGCACACGAAAUGAGACAAUGGUUUGCGAUGUGAAACACUUCUUGGAUUCGAUGAAGACAUUGAUUGUCGACAAUUGGGACGACGAGUGCAAAGACACGUAUUGGAGGCGACUCUUCCGGACCAUUGAAUUAUAG
Messenger RNA from Medioppia subpectinata, 482 nucleotides. Lineage: Eukaryota; Metazoa; Arthropoda; Arachnida; Sarcoptiformes; Oppiidae. The record is from the annotation of a GenBank genome assembly.